CAGAGAGACCAGAGACCAGAGACCAGAGAGACCAGAGACCAGAGCCAACAUGCGGACUCCGAGCAUCGACCCGCGGGGCUCGGAGCGGAGAAGUUCGGGUCUGGCUGCGCCUUCCCUCCGGUAGGGAGUCUGGACAUGGACUGCGGAGCUCCGUGGGGGGGUCUCCGUCCUGCUGCCCCCCUCCUCUCUGACUGAAAGCUGCUGAGAAGCUCCGGAGCGCGUCCGUCCUCCCCCGGUGCCGUGCGUCCUCUGCGCGCUCAGGUUUGGAUACGUUGCCGGUCCGACGGAGACCCGGGUCUCUGCGCGCACCCCCGGAGGAUUACCCGAGACUAGAAUCUGAGCCGGGACCCGUUCUGGGGACAUGGAUAAGUCCUGCUGCCUCCUGGCCGUCUUCAUGCUCGUCCUCUCUCUGGGUUUGGGGGUGGAGGACGGAGUCCGCCAGCGACACUUCCACCUCAGACCCGUUCCCAGCGACACUCUGCCCGUGGAGGUCCCGAAGGAGGAGCCGGACCCGGCGCUGGACCCCAAGGAGAAGGACCUGAACGAGACGGAGCUGCGGAGCGCCCUGGGGAGCCACUUCGACCCGCACUUCAUGUCCGUGUCCGCACCGGAGGACUCGGGGAGCGAGGACGCGUGGGACUCGGACCUGCGGCAGAAACCGUCCGGGGCGAUGCCCAAGGAGAUCCGGGUCGUGGAGGUCGAGGUCCAGCCCGGGAAGAAGCAGAAGCCGAGUAAGAAAUUCCGGAGACGGCUGCAGCUGUGGCUCUGGUCCUACGCGUUCUGCCCGGUGGUUUACGCGUGGAACGACCUGGGCUCCAGGUUCUGGCCUCGCUACGUGAAGGGGGGCAGCUGCUACAAUAAGCGGUCUUGUUCGGUCCCUGAAGGGAUGCUCUGCAAACCUGCCAAAGCGACUUACUUUACGAUCCUGCGAUGGCGCUGCCUGCAGAGGAAGGGGGGCCUCAAGUGCUCCUGGAUUCCGGUCCAGUACCCGAUCAUUUCAGAGUGCAAGUGCUCCUGUCCCAACUGAGACCAGCACUCAGACCAGAACUCUGGGGUUCACUCCGCCGUCUCUGGACUUCAGGAGGAAGAGGGGUCUGUCUAACACCUUCAACAGGUUUGUUCCUGGGACUGAGAGGAGCCGCGGACCUGGUCCCUCAUAUCCGGACUGGAUCUGAUGAUUUAUUUAUGACUGAGUUCAGACUGAAACAUGAACCAGAAUCCAGACUCAGUCCAGUAACGAGACGUUAGAGUGUUUCUGUCUCUGCUGGUUCCUGGUUCAGUCCAAGACCAUCAGGGACCAUCAGGGACCAUCAGGGACCCAGAGACCACCAGGGACCAUCAGGGACCCAGAGAGACCCGGACUACCUACACAUUACUGACUCUGUUUCUGUUGACCUGCAUCUACCUGGACUCUUUAAAAUAAAUAAACUUUACUAAAAACAUUGAGAAAUAAAAAUGAACGAGUUCUUUUUAUUUAAGAGCAGAAUUUAAAGCUGGAGAAGAAGGUUGUUGGUUCGGUCCCUGAGAUCAGAGCAGAAAGUAACACGGUCUUUAUCUUUAUCAUCUUCAUUAAUGAACGUGGUCUCGUUUUAAUCACUGAGGACUCAGGUUAGUUUGAGUCGUUUCGUUCAGACCUGAUGUUAAUGAAUUCAAAUCUCCUCCAGGAGGAUUUAAAAUGAAAACACGACCUCAGAUAAAACAACAAAGAACAAAAUAAACCUUUUACAGCUGGUUGAUCAUUAACGCUUCACUGAAACAUGUAUGAGGAAUGAAUUUCUCAUAUCUGGCUCCUGCUCCUUCAGUGAUGAACUAAUGUCAACAUGAAUCUAGAGAAUUAGAACAAAACAACUUAAUGAGAACCACAAACAAUGACAUGAAGUUACCACAUUUGGUUCCUCGGCUCAUAAAGGGUUAAUACAUAAAACUAAAUCAUUAAUUCAUCGUGUUUUCUGUUGUUUUUGUUUGUUUGUUUGUUUGUUUUUUUAAACAACGUCUGACCUUCUUCUUCUUCUGUGGUAUAAUGAACAUUUUACAGUAGCGUAGCAUGUCAUUAGAGCUAAAUGUUAAGACGAGCAUGUUACCCUGAAGCUUCUAUCAAUGUCACCAACCAGUAAAUAGUAAAGAAACAGUAAAAGUCAUUUUAUCCUCACACGACAGUGAAUAUCUGGUUUUACAGUUUCUUCAUCCUACAACAGGAAAAUGACCCUAAGCUUCAGUCCGAGCUUCACCUGAACCACCUGAGGAUAAGAACUCGAUGGAAGCUAGAAACCAAGGAGGAGACAUUGACCCGUCUCCAGACUUUAACCCACGGAGCUGGUUUCAGAAGACGGAAAGUAAAGGUUCCUCCAAGAUCUCUCUGAAAAAUAUUUCAUUUCCAUUUUAGAAAGAAAGAAUGUGAUGAGUGUGUUCACGUGUGAAAUCAGGCAGAGAUGAGUCUAAAGUUUAGAGCAGAUUUAAUUAACUCCAGUUGUUUAUUUGCUUUAAUUUAAGAGUAAAAUGAGACAUUAACCUGCACAAAUUUAAAUAAAAACAACUUUAACUGGAAGUGUAUAUUUCAGCGUCUUUUAGCCUUAAGUCAUUAAAAGCAGGUGGCGCUAGUUCCUGUUUAUUUUUUUAAGUUAUUAUUUAAAUAUUUUCAGUCCUGUCCUCAGUUCAUCUGUAAAACGUCCGAGGGCCACAAGAGGUCAGUGUUUCUCCUCUGUUUAAAUUAAUAUAACCUCCAUUUUUUACCAGGACAUACGUUAAAGCAGGAGGAGGAGGAGGAGGAGGAGGAGGAGGUGGGGGUGGAGGAGGGUGUGUUACACUGCCCCACACUGUUCAGACUGUUUAUUCAUUCCAGUGAGGGCCUCUCUGUCGCAGCCUGUUUACUCAGAACUUAUUUUGGGAAAAUUCCACCUCUCUGCUCGGCCCUCGGCCAUAAAUCAUUAAAUCAUUAAACCUCCUCCUCCUCCUCCUCCUCCUCACUAAGUGAUGCUCGCUCCGUCUCCAUGGAAACGCUUCGUCUCAUUAAUCAGGUAAAAUUAUCUCCAGACUGAAUCAGAAAGAAAUCACUAAUUAAAGGUUUGUAAUUAGCUGCAAUCUCCAAACUCACCACCAGGCGGCGCCGAGUGUUUCUCACUGGUCCUUUAACGUUUAUGAACUGAUUAUUGUUCAUUUCAGUUAAUUUCAUAAUUAGUUUUAUUAAAUUCCCUGAUGUGAACAUUUUAUUGAAGAAAUGAUGAAAUGAAAGUUUAUUUUACAAACGUGUCGUGGAUGAAAGCUGCUGAUUUAUUCUCUGUCCCACAGCGCCCCCUGCAGGUGAAGACGUGACCACACAGCUUCAGGUAUUUUCUGGUUUAUUAUUUUACAAACGCCUGUAAAUGUCAGAGAGGCACACAGGAACAUGAGCACCAGAUAGAGAUCACAUGAAAAAACAUAUUUACAAGUAUAAAUUAACACAGAAAGACACUGUGACCGCAAAAGGUAUUAAAAUGGUACAAAACUGGUAAAUAUAUAUAUAUGUAUAUAUAUUUCUAUAUAUGUAUAUGUGAUAAUGGGACGUCCCAGUCAGCUUACACAUCUGUGCGUAGUGCAAGAAAUACUGUCAAAUAAUACCGUUAAAAAACAGACGGUUCACAUUCGUCGACACCUUUGGUCCAAACACAACUAAGAGUGAAGCCACAUUUAGUCUGGACACACCAACGUCCUGGAGGAGGAGCAGGAGGAGGAGGGGGAGGAGGAGCAGGGGGAGGAG
Molecule: messenger RNA, 3733 nt
Organism: Mugil cephalus (flathead mullet)
Lineage: Eukaryota; Metazoa; Chordata; Actinopteri; Mugiliformes; Mugilidae
Gene: nog3
Product: noggin 3
Exons: 1
Coding region: 362-1027 (221 amino acids)
Biological process (GO): dorsal/ventral pattern formation; negative regulation of BMP signaling pathway; negative regulation of cell differentiation
Source: RefSeq, a predicted model, not a curated record